This is a messenger RNA of Fusarium oxysporum Fo47, 3459 nucleotides long. Its product is annotated as nitrite reductase niiA. NCBI's taxonomy places the organism in Eukaryota, Fungi, Ascomycota, Sordariomycetes, Hypocreales, Nectriaceae. The record is from RefSeq and is a predicted model, not a curated record. Gene Ontology annotation, molecular function: 2 iron, 2 sulfur cluster binding; heme binding; nitrite reductase [NAD(P)H] activity. The transcript has 4 exons. Bases 63 to 3332 code for a protein of 1089 amino acids.
AUAUCCCUUCUAUCUUUUGGGUUCCUCUCCCAAGUAUACUUGUUUAAUAUUAACUUGUCAAAAUGACUGCAACGACACAAAAACGUGUGGUGGUCGUUGGCCUGGGCAUGGUGGGCAUUGCUUUCAUAGAAAAGCUGCUUAAAUAUGACGCCAAAUCAAAAGAAUACGCCAUCACAGUGGUUGGAGAAGAACCAUAUCUCGCCUACAACCGAGUAGGACUCACAACAUUCUUCGAGCACCGAAAAGUCGAAGAACUAUACAUGAACCCAGCAGAAUGGUACACAGAAGCUGGAAGCUCAUUAAACUGUCACAUCAACACAAAAGCCACACACAUCAACACCGAGGAUAAAAUCAUCGAAUGCGCAAACGGCGAGAGUUACCCCUACGACAUCCUCGUCCUCGCCACCGGUUCAGACGCUAUUCUUCCCCGUAUGCUCAAGGGCUGGGACGCAAAUGGUGUUUUCGUCUACCGCACAAUCGAAGACUUGAACAAGCUUAUCAAGUUCUCCAACGACAAGAAGGGCACCAAUGGAGCUGUCGUUGGUGGCGGUCUUCUCGGUCUUGAGGCCGCAAAGGCCAUGCUUGAUCUUGAGACCUUCAACAGAGUCGAUGUUAUUGAGAAGGCCCAGUGGGUUCUCACAAGACAGAUCGACGAGACUGGUGGCAAGAUGGUAGCGGAUCAGGUCUCGCAGCUUGGCGUGAACCUCAAUCUCGGCAAGGGCGUGUCGAGCAUGAAGACUGACGAGAACAACAACCUCACUGGAGUUAUCUUUGAUGAUGGCUCAGAGAUCAGCUGCUCAACACUGUGCUUUGCUGUUGGUGUCAAGCCAAGAGAUGACCUCGCCAGAAGCGCCAACCUCGAAGUUGGACAGCGCGGUGGUAUCGUCGUCAACGAUGACUUGAGAACGAGUAUGCCCGAUAUCUACGCCAUUGGAGAGUGCGCCAGCUGGCGUGGUAUGGCUUACGGUCUUAUCGCUCCUGGUGUAGCCAUGGCCGAAGUCGUCGCUUUCAACCUCACACAAGCCAAGCUCCACAGCCCUCAGACCUUCAAGACUCCCGACAUGAGCACAAAACUCAAGCUCCUCGGAGUCAACGUCGCUAGUUUCGGUGAUUGCUUCGCCGACCGCGAUGGUCCCGUGACGCUUCCUCCCAAGUACGCCAGGACACUCGUCAAUGGCGACGCUAAAGAGCCCAAAGCUGUACAAGCUCUUACAUACAAAGACCCUUUCUCGAAUGUGUAUAAGAAGUACAUCUUUACUAAGGAUGGAAAGUACCUUCUUGGUGGUAUGAUGAUUGGCGAUGUCUGUGACUACGUCAAGCUUCUACCAAUGGUCAAGGCGCAGAAGGAGCUUGAGAUUUCUCCCAGCGAGCUUAUUCUCGGUGCCAAAAAGGAUGGUGGCGAGGAUACUGAUGAUCUCGACGAUGAUGCUCAGGUGUGCUCGUGUCAUAACGUCACAAAGGGCGACAUCGUCAAGGUUGUCAAGGAUGGCACUUGCAAGGAUGUUGCCAGCAUCAAGAAGUGCACAAAGGCCGGCACCGGCUGUGGAGGUUGUGUUCCGCUCAUCACCACCAUCUUCAACAAGACAAUGGCAUCUAUGGGCCAGGAGGUCACCAACUACGUGUGCUCGCACUUCAACCACUCUCGCGCUGACCUGUUCAACAUCAUCAUGGUCAAGCGCCUCAAGAACAUGGGUGAAGUGAUGCGCGAGGCUGGAAACGACAAGGAGGCUCUUGGCUGUGAGCUGUGCAAGCCUGUGGUAGCAAGCAUCAUGGCUUCACUGUGGAACAGACACGUCAUGGACAAGACCACUCACGGUCUCCAGGAGACCAAUGAUCGCUUCUUGGGUAACAUCCAGCGAGACGGUACCUACUCUGUUGUCCCUCGUGUAUCCGGUGGUGAGAUUACUCCUGACAAGCUUGUGGUCAUUGGCGAGGUUGCCCAGAAGUACAACCUCUACACCAAGAUCACAGGUGGUCAGCGUAUCGACUUGUUUGGUGCCCAGAAGCAGGACCUUCUCGACAUCUGGGGCCAGCUUGUUGCUGGUGGUAUGGAGUCUGGCCAUGCUUAUGCCAAGUCUCUGCGAACCGUCAAGAGUUGCGUUGGUUCUACAUGGUGUCGAUUCGGUCUGAGUGACAGUGUUGGUAUGGCCGUUCGUCUGGAGGAGCGAUACAAGAGUAUUCGAGCUCCUCAUAAGAUCAAGGGUGGUGUGAGUGGUUGUGUGCGAGAGUGUGCUGAAGCUCAAGGCAAAGAUUUCGGUUUGAUUGCCACUGAGAAGGGCUGGAACAUCUUCGUUGGCGGUAACGGUGGUGCGAACCCUCGCCAUGCCGAGCUUCUAGCCAAGGAUGUGCCCCCAGCUGAUGUUGUGACAAUCCUUGACCGAUAUCUCAUGUUCUACAUGCGCACAGCCGACAAGCUUCAGCGAACAGCCCGCUGGAUCGAGAACCUCCCCGGCGGUAUCAAGUACCUUCAGGAGGUCAUCCUUGAGGACAAGCUCGGCAUCAACGCCUCACUCGAGGCGCAGAUGGAAGAGCUUGUUGACAGCUUCUUCGACGAGUGGGCCGAAGCUAUCAAGAGCCCUACCAUCGCUGCCAAGUUCAAGCAGUUCGCCAACACAAACGACACAACACGCAACAUGGAGCUUGAAGAUGACCGUGGUCAGAAGCGACCAGCUUUCUGGCCUGCGGACGCUGCAGCUACAGACAACUUCUCAGGUCUCAAGGACAAGUGGUCCAUGACUUCUUGGGAACCCAUCAUCGAAUCUUCAUACUUUGACGGUGCUGACGAGUUGCCAAACGGUAUCUCCGCCACUGUCAAGCGCGGUGACACGCAGCUCGCCAUCUGGCGCAUCAAGGGCGUCUACUACGCCACACAACAGAUGUGUCCUCACAAGCGUGCAUUUAUCCUCUCUGACGGUCUCAUCGGCCAAGAGCCCAACAAGGCUGUGACGAAUGGUGAUAAGGAUGGUGCUUCACCCUGGGUCUCAUGUCCUCACCACAAGCGCAACUUUGACCUUGGCAACGGUGCCUGCAAGACAGACGAGUCCCUCUCCAUCGCCACAUUCCCUACCGAGGCUCGAGCCGACGGUAUGUUGUACCUCAAGCUUCCCCCUGUGGAGGAGCUUGAUGCCGCCUUGGGCACAAAGAAGUGGAUGGUCAAGAAGGGCGAGGCCGGUGAGGCGCCUCUUGCUAAGCUUGACAGCAAGAUCAAGUUUGUUGGGUUGAGGGGAAAGAAGCCAUAUGUCAAGCCGACUGGUGGUGCGAAGAUGACCACUAAGCCACUUGACCUUAUGAUGGCAGCGAAUGGUUGUGGCGGCGGUGCGCCGGAAUGGUAGAGAAAAGAAACAUAGAGGAUAGACGUGCUUAAGAUAUCAUGGUUCGGCGUUGGGGAUAUACCGGAAUGGUUUGGGUCAUUAUGAGUUAUGUUAUGUAGAGCAUAUAUAAAUACCUCUUUUUAUGUUA